AUGGAAGAAACCGGAAUUGUAAUUGAUUCACUUGGAAACACCUCAAUUGAAAUCCCUACCAAUGCAACUCCAACCCCGCAACAAAAAGUAAACGACUACUUUACAAAUCGAAGGGAAUUUAACUCUCUCCCAAAACUGUAUAAUGGCCAGCAGUUCGAUCCCUACAGAAUUUUUGCGACCUAUGCUAAAUCAAAUAAUUUUUGUGUCAAUAUUCCUAUAACACUAAUAAGACUAAGUACAACUGGGCAGCCUUAUUCGCUUCAAAGCAAUAAAUAUGGUGCUAUAACUUCUAAACUUUGUACAGAUACUGAAUUUUUUAAUAUAUUUUGCUUUAUAAAAUUUAAUCAAAUAAUCUUAAGAUAUUUUUUAAUUUAAUUAAAAAUUAAUUACAGUAUAUACAGAUAAUUUCUCAGAAUAAGUUCAAUAAAUAUAUAAUUAAUACAAAAAAUGAUAAUGAAAGCCCAAUAUACUGCUACAAAACUUUAGGCAACGAAACUAUCUUUCUCUAUUCUAGAGAAAGCGCUGAAUCUCUUUGGAAUUCAAAUAACGACACUACAGCCCGAAUCCAGCAUUUUAUUCAGUCCAGAUCUAAACCAUCCUCAAUUAUCCGGGUCCAUUGGCGAGCUGGCAUGAAAAGCAAAUUUUUCCUUAUUUCAAACAGAGUAAAAUACAGUUUUAAACAGAGAGAAAUGACUGUCAAAAAACCUCACCCAAUGGCUUUAGCAUCCAUAAAAAAAAGAAGCCUCACCAUGGGCGGCAAAUUUAGAUAUACAGACAUGAUUUUCAGAACAUCGAAAUCAAUAAAUAACCCUUUCAAAGUCAACGAAGCUUUAGAAAAGCAAAAACCGAAAAUUGAGCAUUUUGAGUCCCAAAAAUUUUUAAUGCACCCAGAAUUUUAUGGAGAAAAAAGCAUAUGUGAAGAAUCGUCUGUUAUUAGUGUUGCCAGUAAUGCUAAUAAUCCUAUUGUAAAUCCUAGAGAAAUAGAUAGCGUAACUGUAAUUGAGGACACAAUGAAAGUUGCCGAUGUCGAAAUUAUGGUUAAUAGAGUCACGAAAUUUUUAUGUGAAAAUAUGUAUAGCUUAUAUCCCUUUAUAGAUUUUUUUAUCGAGCAAAAUGUACUGGAUUAUUGAACGACCAAGAGAAACUCUAUUAAAGGAACGAGCUGGAUAUCUAUAUCAGGAAGUGCUAAAAAGUGACAUGUCAAAAAAUGGUGACAAGUCUGAAAAAAGUUGACAAGUAAACGCGCCAAUUUUUAAAGUGGAUUUAUUAUUAAAAUAAUUUAAAACUUAAGAUACCCAAUUAGACAGAAGAUAUAAUUACACAUUAUAUAUUGGCUUUAAAUAUUUUGAUAUAUAUAUAUAUAUUUAAAUUUAAAAUUUAAAUUUAAUAAUAGUUGUAAAAAUCAAAAACUUGCAACUCGAUGUGCAUUUUUCCGGCUCGAUGGAAUUUCUUUAUUUUAUGCUAAUUUAUAUAUGAAGAUUAGAGCUAUAAUUUGCAAAGUGCGUGGCUUGUGAUUCUCAAUAUAUAAGAAGUUCUUAUCGACUCAUAUGAGAAGUACUUAGCGAAAAUUCAAUAUGGCUUAUAAGUGAAAAUCAAAAAACUUGCAACUCAAUGUGCAUUUUUCCGGCUCGAUAGAAUUUCUUUAUUUUAUGCUAAUUUAUUUAUGAAGACUAGAGCUAUAAUUUGCAAAGUGCGUGGCUUGUGAUUCUCAAUAUAUAAAAAGUUCUUAUCGACUCAUAUGAGAAGUAUUUAGCAAAAUUUCAAUAUGGCUUAUAAGUGAAAAUCAAAAACUUGCAACUCGAUGUGCAUUUUUCCGGCUCGAUAGAAUUUCUUUAUUUUAUGCUAAUUUAUUUAUGAAGACUAGAGUUAUAAUUUGCAAAGUGCGUGGCUUGUGAUUCUCAAUAUAUAAGAAGUUCUUAUCGACUCAUAUGAGAAGUACUUACUCCCCCCCCCCCCCCUCCGUGAGCGAACAAAAAAAUUUUGUUCGCUCACGGAGGGGGGUUAAUUUUUUUUUUUAAAAAAAAUUUAUAUAUAAAUUUUAUAAAAAAUAUUUUUUUCGAAAUUUAAAAAAAUCCUAAUUUGCAAAAAUUGGGAAGCAAAUAUUAAUUUAAUUUGCAAAAUUUAUGUUUUAAAACGCAAUUUGUUUAAAAUUAAACAGAAUUAGCUCUAGAUUUCAUUAUACUAAUUAUCACUUAUAUAUCAAAAUUUUUUCCAUUAAAAUUUUUUCUAUUAAAAAAAUUUUUUGUUCACUCACGGAGGGUGGGUUUUUGGUCAAAAAAUGGCGAUUUUUCUAAUGGUUUUGUUCGCUCACGGAGGGGGGGGGGGAGUUAGCAUAAUUAAUAAUUGAUUAAAAUUAAAAUAUCUUAAUUUUUAAAUUAUUUUAAUAAUAAAUCCAUUUUAAAAUGGCGCGUUUACUUGUCAACUUUUUUUAGACUUGUCACCAUUUUUUGACAUGUCACUUUUUAGCACUUCCUGAUAUAGAUAUCUAGCCCGUUCCCUUAAUAGAGUCUCUCUUGGUCGUUCAAUAAUCCAGUACAUUUUGCUCGAUAAAAAAAUCUAUAAAGGGGUAUGAGCUAUAUAGAAAUGGAGAGCUUAGUGAAAUCCUGCUUGAUUUUAUAUGUGAUAAAGAUAAAAAAUGGGUGUUUUUAGACUGUAAAGAAAUCAUUUUGCAGCAAAAAAUGCUACCUGAAUUGAAAGCUGUAAAAAGAGGGGAUUUAGCAAUGAAAUCGAUGCAGAGGCGGUCAAUUUCUUAUAUGGAAUUAGCGAAACUUAAAGAUUCAGGGAGAAAUUUUAACUUGAAUAUACAAAUUAAUAGCAUCCCUGACUCACAAAAUAAAUGCCCUUACCUGAUAAGCUCCCCACAAAAUAACAUAAAAAGACCUUCUCGAAUGAGUUUAACCCCAAGCGAUAUGCAAAAAUGUCCAUUUAAUUUAAAUUCUCCUUCAAGUGAUUCUCAAAAAUCACCAGAAUCUGAUUUUUUUGAAAGGUGGAACAUAGCUUCUCAAAAAAUUGACCAUGCUGUCAACCUAAAACCGUCAUCAAUUGCAAGAUUUGCUGAUAUAGAAGAACAAAGUAUAAAGGCCUAUCAAGCCAGACAUAAUCCUAAGAGCGAGUCUAUUUGUGAAAUCAUUGACAAUAACCCAAUAGAAGAAGACAAAACUGAGCCGGAAAUACCGAUUUUAAUCCAUAAUACUUCAAAUUCAUUAUGGGACGAUAAAUAUAACGAUCACAUCAAUAAAUGCUUUACAGAGGUAAUUGAUAAAAUUGAUGAAAUGAACAUGAACACUGAACUUUUAAAAGUCAAAAGCAGAAAUUUAGUUCAGUCUUAUGGAGGAGAUGUGUUUUGAAGCCAAUUUAUAUCCUCAUUGUAUAGAAAAAUCACAGUUUGUGGCCCAUUGACAAAAUUUUUCAAACAUUAUAACUUGCAGACGAUAUUUAACGGGAUGUUUAAAUUAUUUAAUGGAUGUGCAACCCUCGAUUUCAGAAGAAGAAUAAAAACAACCCAUGAAUCUAUGGGAAUAACUGAAAAAGAGUUUAAUAUGUAUACUGAGAUUUUUGAAAGCACUCUCUGUGAGCAUGGUAUAAAAGAAGAAGACAGAAAUAUAAUAAUGACUCAAAUCAGGUCUAUGAAAUGGCUGAUUUGCAGAGGGAAAAAUAACGGAAGACUCUUAUAA
This is a messenger RNA of Blepharisma stoltei, 3674 nucleotides long. The record is from the annotation of a GenBank genome assembly. Lineage: Eukaryota; Ciliophora; Heterotrichea; Heterotrichida; Blepharismidae.